Molecule: messenger RNA, 1872 nt
Organism: Chironomus riparius
Lineage: Eukaryota; Metazoa; Arthropoda; Insecta; Diptera; Chironomidae
Source: the annotation of a GenBank genome assembly
AAGCAAUUUGGAAAAAAUAAUUUGGUCAAAAAUAAGAUUAUAAAAUUCUCGUUUUAUUAGUACAAUUAAUAAGAAUAUAAUGACAUAUGCAUAUCUAGAAUAAUGAUGAAUCUUGGUACUGUUGACGAAAUUCUCGAUAAGCUAAAAACAGUUCUGAUUCAAGAUAAUUAUUCGUCGGAAAAUUUAACAACAAUAACAAUAGACUGGGAUGAAGGUGGUGCUGUGAUAAUUGAAUACAAUUCAGAUAAAUCUACAAUUUUAAUUGAAAAGGAAUAUUUUGAAUCCAAAAAUGACUUUUUACAAGAUUUAAUUAACAGUAUUAAAAAGUUUUCAUUGCUCAAUAUCCAUGCCUCUAUCAAAGUCUGUGAUUGUCAGCUUUCUUCCGAACGUCCUUUAUAUGAAACUAAAAGCUGCGAUACAUUUUAUGCAAAAGUCUCUGAAUAUACUGGAUUAAAGAAAACUAUGAUUUUUGAGUUGCUCAUGCCGAUAUUUGAAGCAGAAAUAUACUUUUUUGUUAGACCUGCAAAUCUGGAUGAAAGUUCAUCGAGACUUUUAAUUACAUCAGGUUCAUUCAAUUCAGCUUCGGUUAAUUCUUUAUAUAUAGAAAUGAUAAAUGCUUCCGAACAUUUUGAAAAUGUAUCCUUUCUUGGAAAAAUCAAGAAUUCUGAUCAUCAAAGAUUGAAAAAGAUUGUUGAUGUCGUCGUACGAAACUUACUGGAACUUACUAGUCAGCAAAAUCUUUCUGAAGACAGUUUUGAAUGUAUGAAGAUAGGUUUAAUUGAUUUAACAAAAGGAUUGAUUGAAGAAGACCAGAAAUAUCAUAAAAAUCCUGAUGAUGAAACAUUCUAUGAUAUUAAUACAAGCGAUAUAAUGGAGAUUGAUUUUCCACUUAGUCACUUUUAUGAUCCAGACAUAAAAGGACUUAAAGAAGGUUGGGAUGAAACUGUUGAUGAUGAUAGAUACAUAAAUUUUUCAUACGAUGAAGAAAUAAUGUCUACAUUUUUGGAUUGUCUGCUUCAUGAUAAAAAUGAAAAACCUAUACCAAUAUGGGAUUCAAAGCCUCAAGAACCGGUUGUAGUUGAAAAACUAAAACGUUCAAAAAGUGAAGAUGAUUUACAAAUUGUUUGUGUUACAUCUACUUCAGACUCUUUAGGAAGAAAUACAGGAAAAUGGAAACUAAGACAAAGAAACAAUGGAAAGGUACAACAUCCAGCAACAACAAGAAUGUCUUUAGGAAAUUAUAACAGCAUAAAUCGAGCAACUACAAAGGUAAAGAGCAAUCUGUUUAAUGAUGAAGAAGUUGUAAAAUGGGAAAAAUCAAAGGGAACUGAAGAUAUGAGCAAAUUGAUGUUAUCUACAAGUAAAGAUUAUAAAAACUUGACAGCGUGCUUAGACAAGGACUAUAAAAUUCCCAGAAAAUCAUAUAACGGUCCAAGUCCUCGUCCAUCCAUCCACAACUCAAAAGAUUCAAAAAUGCUUAAACAACAAGCUAAACCAAAUAUGAUGCACAUUUUUCAAAAUCGUGUAGAAAGCAUAGUACCUUACGAUUCACCUUCUGGUCAUCGAAUAACAGGAAAUUCUCCGGAAAGUGUCUCAAACUUCAUUAAUGUCGAAACAAUUCAUGUGAUAGAUGACGACGAAGAUGAUAACAAUAAUAAGCAUAGCACAAUUGAUAAAGCAUUACAAAAAGGUCCUGCCAAAAGAAGAUUACUCUCUAUUUCGCCAAAGAUAUUUAAAAACAGAAGAACUGACUAUAAACCUUACGAUAGUCUCUUCUCUUCUAAUGCCAACAGAAAUUCAACAAGUCGUCGAAAAUUAUAGCUUUUUAGUUCCUUAAUCAUUAUUUAUAAUUCAAAAAUAAACUCAUACAAG